UCGUUGAAUCACAUAGAACCUCCAGUGACGAAAAACAAAGAAAAAGAUAGACAGAGAAGCUAUUGACAAGAAAAGAUAGAGCGUAAAAGCAGCUAAAAGCGAGCGCGAUGGGCGAUACAAGAUCCUCCGCCACCGCCUACGAUGAUUUGCUUCUCAAGAGCUUCUUUGCCGAAGUCAGCGAAGUCGAGCGAGAUAACGAAGUCGCCAGGAUUCUUUCAUGCUUCAAGUUAAAUCCAUUUGAGUAUCUAAAUUUACCAUUUGAAGCAUCUCCAGAGGAUCUCAAAAAGCAGUAUCGUAAGUUAUCUUUGCUGGUUCACCCUGAUAAGUGCAAGCAUCCGCAAGCGAAAGAAGCUUUUGCAGCAUUAGCAAAAGCCCAGAAACUCUUACUUGAUGAACAAGAAAGAGAUUAUGUUCUUACCCAGGUUAAUGCAGCUAAAGAAGAACUUCGAGCAAAGAGGAAGAAGCGGUUGAAGAAAGAUACAGCCUCCAAAAUAAAGUCAUUGGUUGAUGAGGGAAAAUAUGAUCAACAAUAUGAAUGGUCGGAAGAGUUCCAGCAGGAGCUCAAAUUGAAGGUUCGAGAAAUUUUAACUGAUCAAGAAUGGCGGAGGAGGAAAAUGCAGAUGAGGAUAUCAGAAGAGGAAGGUAGAUUGAAGAAGGAUGAAGAAGAACAAAAGGAGACGUGGAAAAGAAAGCGUGAGCAUGAGGAGCAGUGGGAAGGAACAAGAGAAAAGAGGGUUUCAAGCUGGAGAGAUUUUAUGAAGACGGGAAAGAAGGGGAAAAAGGGAGAGACUCGACCACCUAAGCUCAAGACUGAGGAUCCCAACAAAUCCUAUGUUCAAAGGCCUGUAAAGCGAGGUUAAUCGUAGCUAUGACAUAACAACCAAGUUUCCUGGGAGUUGAAGGAGGCUUUGAAUGCAGGUAUAAAAUUGUAUCAGUCCAUGUCUUGCCUGUAUAAAAUACAUGAUUGAAUUGGAUAUUAGGCUUUUGUGGAGCUUUGUCUUGUGUCUUAAAGUGAACCAAAAUCCUUGUUAAGGCUUUCUAGAUCUUAAUUGUCAGGAUACAGUUACGGAUAUUACUACAUUUAGUGAUUUCAGAAGGCUAAUUGGUUCA
Populus trichocarpa (black cottonwood) is the source of this 1110-nucleotide messenger RNA. RefSeq lists its product as uncharacterized. The transcript is spliced from 9 exons. The record is from RefSeq and is a predicted model, not a curated record. Lineage: Eukaryota; Viridiplantae; Streptophyta; Magnoliopsida; Malpighiales; Salicaceae. The coding region runs from base 108 to 860 and encodes 250 amino acids.